Akanthomyces muscarius is the source of this 1221-nucleotide messenger RNA. RefSeq lists its product as uncharacterized. The transcript is spliced from 2 exons. Gene Ontology annotation, biological process: transcription elongation by RNA polymerase II; positive regulation of transcription elongation by RNA polymerase II. Gene Ontology annotation, molecular function: RNA polymerase II complex binding. Gene Ontology annotation, cellular component: Cdc73/Paf1 complex. The record is from RefSeq and is a predicted model, not a curated record. Bases 1 to 1221 code for a protein of 406 amino acids. NCBI's taxonomy places the organism in Eukaryota, Fungi, Ascomycota, Sordariomycetes, Hypocreales, Cordycipitaceae.
AUGGCGGCCAACGAGCAAGACCCGCUGCUGCGGCUGCGACAGGCCAUCGCCGCCGGCCAUGCCAUUACGCCCAGCGCGUCCGCCGACGCGGGCUCGCCCGAGGUCGGCCUCGCGCAGGCCAGCCACCUGCUGAUCCCGACGGCCGACGACCAGGCGGUCGUGGUGCUGCCCAUGGACGCCGCGACGCGCUUCAUCUCCAGCGACAACCCCGUCGACCUGCGUUCCAUCUACUUUGCCUGGCUGAACCGCGAGCUGGCCAUCCCCGAGUACAAUGCCGCCGCGGCCGCGCUCAACGGCGAGCUCGGCGCCGCCGCCAACGUCCAGAACCUGGGCUUCAUCGAGCGCCUCGAUCUCAUCACCUGGCUCGAGGGCGCGAGCGAGGAGUCGGAAUACAUAAAGCCGCUUGCGGACGACCAGGCCGCGGUGGCGGCGGCGGCGCCCGUGACAAAGGGUGCGUCGGCGGCGGUGCAGGCACGCGCUGGCAAGGGAACUUUGGAUCCGCGAUUGGCGAGCAUCUACGACGGGGAGCGACGCAUGGGAGAUCGCAAUACUGUUCUGAGGGGUAUCAAGCCCACGGACUUUUCACACGUGCGCAAGCUUGCCGCGCCCUUUAUCCAGCGCAAGUCCCAGUCGACCGCGAACCUGGUGGCCAACACGUCCCUGUCGCUCAACCAAAAGGGCCCGUCUAGGAGGCCGGACCCCAUCAUCUUGCUGUCGCCUUCGGCGUCGUCGCUGCUGCGCUUGUCCAACGCGCGCUCGUUCCUCGAGGACGGCAAGUUCGUGCCGCCCGACGCCGGCGCCUCGACCGUCAGCAUGCUGCACGUGCAGCGCGUCAUCCGCGCCGUCGACCCCAACCGCCCGAUGCGCUUCAUCCUUGUCGAGGGCCCCGAGCAGUUCAAGCCCGAGUACUGGCCCCGCGUCGUCGCCGUCUUCACUACCGGCCAGACGUGGCAGUUCAAAAACUACAAGUGGAGCAGCCCCAACGAGCUCUUCAAGCACGUCCAGGGCAUCUAUGUCGGCUGGCGCGGCGACCAGGCCCCGGAUAACGUCCGUGACUGGGGCCACCGCGUGCUGUCGGCCAACAUUGACCGCUGGCGCGGCGUCGGCUUCGACGCCUCGCGCUUCCGCGACAAGGAGGCCGUCGAGUCCAUCUGGAAGACGGUUGAGCUGAACAUGCGCUCCAAGGGCUGGAAAAAGGACGCUGCGCCGACGGCGAUAUAG